AUACAUAGCUAAAAACGAAGUACAGUGCAACGCCAUAAUUCACUAAUACAUCAUAAAUCGUUGAAAGUACCAGCGUUAUAACGACCCAGAGAAAUCUAACAAAUCAAGCGCCCCUUAGUACUCAACUAUAAACCUGCAAGUCUCUAAAACAACCUAAAUGAGCUCUUAUUUUGUAAACUCGUUCUCGGGGCGCUACCCAAAUGGCCCCGAAUAUCAACUGCUAAAUUAUGGAGGCAGCAGCGGCGCAAUGAACGGCGGGACGUACAGGGAUUCUUCCUCCGCCACCAUGCACCCUGCGACGGGCUCUUACGGCUACAGCUACAAUGGCAUGGACCUGACCGUCACUAACCGGGGAGGGGGAACCAACAGUACCGCCAACGCUGGAGGACACUUCGGGGGCGGCUCAGUUGGUGGGGACUCGCGGGGUUUUGGCUCCCCGGCCCCGGACAGGGGGUUCAGACAGCCAUCUAGCUGCUCCCUCGCCUCUGCGGCGGACUCCCUGCUGUCAACCGGCAACGAAAGCACAAAACUGGGCGCCCGGAGUUCGUCUCCUCGCUCGGAUCAAGCAGGAAGCGGUAAUCUCAGCUCACCAAACCUGUCCUCCGCCUCCUCCACCGGCGGUGGCGGCACAGUGCAGCGUUUCACCGAACUGGAUGACGCGUCACCAGAGACCGAGGACUUGCAGCAUAACCGGGACACCAGUCACGCCAGCAAUCCGCCACCCAGGACCGGGCAUAAGCAGGAGGGCGGUCCGACGGGAUCAGCCGCUGGCAACACUGGCAGUGAGGCGCAGACACCACAGAUAUUCCCCUGGAUGAGAAAGCUACACAUUAGUCAUGAUAUGACGGGCCCCGACGGGAAACGGGCACGAACGGCGUACACCCGCUAUCAGACUCUCGAGCUGGAGAAGGAGUUCCACUUCAACCGGUACCUCACGCGGCGGAGGCGGAUAGAGAUCGCGCACGCACUCUGCCUCACGGAGCGGCAGAUUAAAAUCUGGUUUCAGAACCGGAGGAUGAAGUGGAAGAAGGACAACAAAUUGAAAAGCAUGAGCCUCGCCACUGCUGGCAGCGCCUUCCAACCCUAGAAAUAUCUUUGUUUUAAACCAGAAUCUGUCUUCGUCCAUCUCUUUAGAGAUGAUACUACCAUGUACACGCUUCCCUGGAGGAGGGAAGAAACAAACCAGAAAUUAAAAAAUACUUGAAGAAAACAACAAAAGAGAGGCCAGCAAAAGAAGAAGACGAAGAAAAAAUAUUCCAAAAUGUAAUCAGAAACACUUAAGAGUACUGUACAGAAGUGCAGCACUUUUCAUUUGUUCGGUAUGUCGGUCUUUGGUGUUUUAGGGCAACGUAAAAAAAGAAUCAUGACUGUGGUACUUGCUCUUGUAACAAAAAAAUUGUUUCUUUAUGUUGUCCUCUUUUAAAAAAGGAGGGGAGUCACGGAUAAAUAUGCUACCUACCUUAUGUCCUACUUACAACAUUGCUACCUACCUAUUGUUUAAUGUCUACGUAUCGUUUUAUGUGUCAAGUGUGAAUUUUUGUAACUGACCAAGUGCUUUCUAGAAAAGUUAGCAUGUGAGCGUUUAUUGUAAGUUAUUUACAUCCAGUAAGGCACGUAUACCCUCGCCUACCCCAAACCCACUAUACUCGCUGUCUUACCAUUAAAUUGUGCGCUAUUUUGAAGCAGAAAAGGUGUGUGUGUGUGUGUGUGUGUGUGCGCGCGCGUGUACGUGUGUACGAGUUUGAAACUUAAAAAAAAAUCACUUUGCCUGUAUCUGUUUAUCCAUCCAAAAAGUUGUGUACAGCUCUACUAUUCAAAAAAGCGGAACUGUAUUAUAUUGUUAUUAUAAUUGUAAUUAUCGGUUCUAUGCUUCUCAAAUUAUGUAUAUAGAUAUAUAUAUAUUGACAUUUUUAAAUGUGACCAGUUGGCUAUUUGUAGGUGCAGUGUGCGAGUUCGUGUUUAUAUGAGUGUGUGUGUGUGUGGCUAAUGGCUACCGUCCAUUAAGGCCUGUAACCUGUCUGCCAGUGAGCUUUUUGUAUUUGUUUGUAGCUUCAAGUAAACAAACUAAAACAAAAAAAGCAAACAAGAAACCCAAUAAAGUUCAUUGUACUCAUUAAACAGAAAGACUGAAGCAACUGCUCAUAAUAGAAACAGUUCCACAAACAGCUUAAGGGGAAUCUAGAUUGAUACCGGCUUUGUGUGUGUGUCUGUGAGUGUGUGUGUGUGUGUGU
Molecule: messenger RNA, 2231 nt
Organism: Neolamprologus brichardi
Lineage: Eukaryota; Metazoa; Chordata; Actinopteri; Cichliformes; Cichlidae
Gene: hoxb5a
Product: homeobox B5a
Biological process (GO): anterior/posterior pattern specification; regulation of transcription by RNA polymerase II
Cellular component (GO): nucleus
Molecular function (GO): DNA-binding transcription factor activity, RNA polymerase II-specific; RNA polymerase II cis-regulatory region sequence-specific DNA binding
Source: RefSeq, a predicted model, not a curated record